AUGGUAUUUGGUCAUGAUUUGCAGAUUCGAUAUGCUUAUGAGUUGCUGACAAAUCCAUCAUGGAAAAGAAACUAUGACAUUUUUGGCUUUGAGGAGCAAAUAGAUGUAAUUGAGAAGCUAAAAAAGAAAUAUGCUGGAGAAAGCUUUUCACGUAUACACCUUCCUUUACUAGAGUCUGCUGCUUCUGAUUCUGAAGAUCAUAACCUUCCAGUCAUUACCUCUAAGGAUUUCCAGACCAUGUUUCAGGACAACAAGCCCUGGCUAAUUCAGGCCUUCCUUCUUUUGUUGCUUUUCCCCAGGGAUGUAAAAGUGCCAAGUGCCUUAUUAGGUAUGAAGAAGACCCCUCUAUUGAUUCAGUUACAGAUUGGUUUGCAACAACCAUACUCGGUUUACCUCGUAUUCUUUACUACUCAAAGGAGUCGCUGGUAAUCCUAAUGAGAAUUUUCUUUCCCAGAUUCUGAAAAAAAGGGUUUUGGACAAGAAAGCUAGAAGUGAGGUUUUAAGGUAUCAAUGAUGCAAUAAAUAGAAAAGUUUGCUGUUCAAGCUGGAACUUUCAAGGAAGAUGAUCAGAUUGAUUUGCCACCUGGGUUUCGAUUCCACCCAACUGAUGAAGAGCUUAUUU
Molecule: messenger RNA, 622 nt
Organism: Rosa rugosa (rugosa rose)
Lineage: Eukaryota; Viridiplantae; Streptophyta; Magnoliopsida; Rosales; Rosaceae
Exons: 5
Coding region: 1-429 (142 amino acids)
Source: RefSeq, a predicted model, not a curated record